Molecule: messenger RNA, 6792 nt
Organism: Rhinopithecus roxellana (golden snub-nosed monkey)
Lineage: Eukaryota; Metazoa; Chordata; Mammalia; Primates; Cercopithecidae
Gene: MYH14
Product: myosin heavy chain 14
Exons: 42
Coding region: 47-6058 (2003 amino acids)
Cellular component (GO): myosin complex
Molecular function (GO): ATP binding; cytoskeletal motor activity; actin filament binding
Source: RefSeq, a predicted model, not a curated record
UUUUUCUCCCCAGGCCGAAGCCUCGGGACGGCCCUGGAAGCCGACCAUGGCAGCCAUGACCAUGUCGGUGCCGGGGCGGAAGGCGCCCCCCAGGCCAGGCCCAGUGCCCGAGGCUGCCCAGCCAUUCCUGUUCACGCCCCGCGGGCCCAGUGCAGGUGGCGGGCCUGGCUCAGGCACCUCCCCGCAGGUGGAGUGGACGGCCCGGCGUCUCGUGUGGGUGCCUUCGGAGCUUCACGGGUUCGAAGCCGCGGCGCUGCGGGACGAAGGUGAGGAGGAGGCGGAGGUGGAGCUGGCGGAGAGCGGGAGGCGGCUGCGGCUGCCGCGGGACCAGAUUCAGCGCAUGAACCCACCCAAGUUCAGCAAGGCCGAGGACAUGGCCGAGCUGACCUGCCUCAACGAGGCCUCGGUCCUGCACAACCUCCGGGAGCGGUACUACUCGGGCCUCAUCUACACAUACUCCGGCCUUUUCUGUGUGGUCAUCAACCCGUACAAGCAGCUUCCCAUCUACACAGAAGCCAUUGUGGAGAUGUACCGGGGCAAGAAGCGCCACGAGGUGCCACCUCAUGUGUACGCAGUGACCGAGGGGGCCUAUCGGAGCAUGCUGCAGGAUCGUGAGGACCAGUCCAUUCUCUGCACUGGAGAGUCUGGAGCUGGGAAGACGGAAAACACCAAGAAGGUCAUCCAGUACCUUGCCCAUGUGGCAUCGUCACCGAAGGGCAGGAAGGAGCCGGGUGUCCCCGCCUCCGUCAGCACCGUGUCUUAUGGUGAGCUGGAGCGGCAGCUGCUUCAGGCCAACCCCAUCCUAGAGGCCUUCGGCAACGCCAAGACAGUGAAGAAUGACAACUCCUCCCGAUUCGGCAAAUUCAUCCGCAUCAACUUCGACGUUGCCGGGUACAUCGUGGGCGCCAACAUUGAGACCUACCUGCUGGAGAAGUCGCGCGCCAUCCGCCAGGCCAAGGACGAGUGCAGUUUCCACAUCUUCUACCAGCUGCUGGGGGGCGCUGGAGAGCAGCUCAAAGCCGACCUCCUCCUCGAGCCCUGCUCCCAGUACCGGUUCCUGACCAACGGGCCAUCAUCCUCUCCCGGCCAGGAGCGAGAACUCUUCCAGGAGACGCUGGAGUCGCUGCGGGUCCUGGGAUUCACCCACGAGGAAAUCAUCUCCAUGCUGCGGAUGGUCUCAGCAGUUCUGCAGUUCGGCAACAUCGCCUUGAAGAGAGAACGGAACACGGAUCAAGCCACCAUGCCUGACAACACAGCUGCACAGAAGCUCUGCCGCCUCUUGGGACUGGGGGUGACGGAUUUCUCCCGAGCCUUGCUCACGCCUCGCAUCAAAGUUGGCCGAGACUACGUGCAGAAAGCCCAGACUAAGGAACAGGCUGACUUCGCGCUGGAGGCCCUGGCCAAGGCCACCUAUGAGCGCCUCUUCCGCUGGCUGGUUCUGCGCCUCAACCGGGCCUUGGACCGCAGCCCCCGCCAAGGCGCCUCCUUCCUGGGCAUCCUGGACAUCGCGGGCUUUGAGAUCUUCCAGCUGAACUCCUUCGAGCAGCUCUGCAUCAACUACACCAACGAGAAGCUGCAGCAGCUUUUCAACCACACCAUGUUCGUGUUGGAGCAGGAGGAGUACCAGCGUGAGGGGAUCCCCUGGACCUUCCUCGACUUUGGCCUCGACCUGCAGCCCUGCAUCGACCUCAUCGAGCGGCCGGCCAACCCCCCUGGACUCCUGGCCCUGCUGGACGAGGAGUGCUGGUUCCCAAAGGCCACAGACAAGUCGUUUGUGGAGAAGGUAGCCCAGGAGCAGGGUGGCCACCCCAAGUUCCAGCGGCCAAGGCAACUGCGGGAUCAGGCCGACUUCAGUGUUCUGCACUAUGCGGGCAAGGUUGACUACAAGGCCAACGAGUGGCUGAUGAAAAACAUGGACCCUCUGAAUGACAAUGUCGCAGCCCUGCUUCACCAGAGCACAGACCGGCUGACGGCAGAGAUCUGGAAAGAUGUGGAGGGCAUCGUGGGGCUGGAACAGGUGAGCAGCCUGGGCGAUGGCCCACCAGGUGGCCGCCCCCGCCGGGGUAUGUUCCGGACAGUGGGACAGCUCUACAAGGAGUCCCUGAGCCGCCUCAUGGCCACACUCAGCAACACCAACCCCAGUUUUGUCCGCUGCAUUGUCCCCAACCACGAGAAGAGGGCCGGGAAGCUGGAGCCGCGGCUGGUGCUGGACCAGCUUCGCUGCAACGGCGUCCUGGAGGGCAUCCGCAUCUGUCGCCAGGGCUUCCCCAACCGCAUCCUCUUCCAGGAGUUCCGGCAGCGGUACGAGAUCCUGACGCCCAAUGCCAUCCCCAAGGGCUUCAUGGAUGGGAAGCAGGCCUGUGAAAAGAUGAUCCAGGCACUGGAAUUGGACCCCAACCUCUACCGUGUGGGACAGAGCAAGAUCUUCUUCCGGGCCGGGGUCCUGGCCCAGCUGGAAGAGGAGCGAGACCUGAAGGUCACUGACAUCAUCGUCUCCUUCCAGGCAGCUGCCCGGGGAUACCUGGCUCGCAGGGCCUUCCAGAAGCGCCAGCAGCAGCAGAGUGCCCUGAGGGUGAUGCAGCGGAACUGUGCAGCCUACCUCAAGCUGAGACACUGGCAGUGGUGGCGGCUGUUUACCAAGGUGAAGCCACUGCUGCAGGUGACGCGGCAGGAUGAGGUGCUGCAGGCACGGGCCCAGGAGUUGCAGAAAGUUCAGGAGCUACAGCAGCAGAGCGCCCGCGAAGUUGGGGAGCUCCAGGGCCGAGUGGCACAGCUGGAAGAGGAGCGCACCCGCCUGGCAGAGCAAUUGCGAGCAGAGGCAGAACUGUGUGCAGAGGCCGAGGAGACGCGGGGGAGGCUGGCAGCCCGCAAGCAGGAGCUGGAGCUGGUGGUGUCAGAGCUGGAGGCUCGCGUGGGCGAGGAGGAGGAGUGCAGUCGUCAGCUGCAAACCGAGAAGAAGAGGCUUCAGCAGCACAUACAGGAGCUAGAGGCUCACCUUGAGGCUGAGGAGGGGGCACGGCAGAAGCUGCAGCUGGAGAAGGUGACGACAGAGGCAAAAAUGAAGAAAUUUGAGGAGGACCUGCUGCUCCUGGAAGACCAGAACUCCAAGCUGAGCAAGGAGCGGAAGCUGCUAGAAGAUCGCCUGUCGGAGUUCUCAUCCCAGGCAGCUGAGGAGGAGGAGAAGGUCAAGAGCCUCAAUAAGCUACGGCUCAAGUAUGAGGCCACAAUCGCAGACAUGGAGGACCGCCUACGGAAGGAGGAGAAGGGUCGCCAGGAGCUGGAGAAGCUGAAGCGGAGGCUGGACGGGGAGAGCUCGGAGCUGCAGGAGCAGAUGGUGGAGCAGCAACAGCGGGCAGAGGAGCUGCGGGCCCAGCUGGGCCACAAGGAGGAGGAGCUGCAGGCUGCCCUGGCCAGGGCAGAAGACGAGGGUGGGGCCCGGGCCCAGCUGCUGAAAUCCCUGCGGGAGGCUCAAGCAGCCCUGGCCGAGGCCCAGGAGGACCUGGAGGCCGAGCGCGUGGCCAGGACCAAGGCGGAGAAGCAGCGCCGGGACCUGGGCGAGGAGCUGGAGGCACUGCGGAGCGAGCUGGAGGACACGCUGGACUCCACCAACGCACAGCAGGAGCUCCGGUCCAAGAGGGAGCAGGAGGUGACGGAGCUGAAGAAGACUCUGGAGGAGGAGACUCGCAUCCACGAGGUGGCAGUGCAGGAGCUGAGGCAGCGCCACGGCCAGGCCCUGGGGGAGCUGGCGGAGCAGCUGGAGCAGGCCCGGAGGGGCAAAGGUGCGUGGGAGAAGACGCGGCUGGCCCUGGAGGCCGAGGUGUCCGAGCUGCGGGUGGAACUGAGCAGCCUGCAGACUGCACGUCAGGAGGGUGAGCAGCGGAGGCGCCGCCUGGAGUCACAGCUGCAGGAGGUGCAGGGCCGGGCUGGUGAUGGGGAGAGGGCACGAGCGGAGGCUGCUGAGAAGCUGCAGCGAGCCCAGGCUGAACUGGAGAAUGUGUCUGGGGCGCUGAACGAGGCUGAGUCCAAGGCCAUCCGUCUUAGCAAGGAGCUGAGCAGCACAGAAGCCCAGCUGCACGACGCCCAGGAGCUCCUGCAGGAGGAGACCAGGGCAAAAUUGGCCUUGGGGUCCCGGGUGCGAGCCAUGGAGGCUGAGGCAGCCGGGCUACGUGAGCAGCUGGAAGAGGAGGCAGCCGCCAGGGAGCGGGCAGGCCGUGAACUGCAGACCACCCAGGCCCAGCUCUCCGAGUGGCGGCGGCGCCAGGAGGAGGAGGCAGGGGCACUGGAGGCAGGGGAGGAGGCACGGCGCCGGGCAGCCCGUGAGGCCGAGGCCCUGACGCAGCGCCUGGCAGAAAAGACAGAGACCGUGGAUCGGCUGGAGCGGGGCCGCCGCCGGCUGCAGCAGGAGCUGGACGACGCCACCAUGGACCUGGAGCAGCAGCGGCAGCUUGUGAGCACCCUGGAGAAGAAGCAGCGCAAGUUCGACCAGCUUCUGGCAGAGGAGAAGGCAGCUGUACUUCGGGCAGUGGAGGAACGUGAGCGGGCCGAGGCAGAGGGCCGGGAGCGUGAGGCUCGGGCCCUGUCACUGACACGGGCGCUGGAGGAGGAGCAGGAGGCACGUGAGGAGCUGGAGCGGCAGAACCGGGCCCUGCGGGCUGAGCUGGAGGCACUGCUGAGCAGCAAGGAUGACGUCGGCAAGAGCGUGCAUGAGCUGGAACGAGCCUGCCGAGUGGCAGAACAGGCAGCCAAUGAUCUGCGAGCACAGGUGACAGAACUGGAGGAUGAACUGACGGCAGCCGAGGAUGCCAAGCUGCGUCUGGAGGUGACUGUGCAGGCUCUCAAGACUCAGCACGAGCGUGACCUGCAGGGCCGUGAUGAGGCUGGUGAAGAGAGGCGGAGACAGCUGGCCAAGCAGCUGAGAGAUGCAGAGGUGGAGCGGGAUGAGGAGCGGAAGCAGCGCACUCUGGCCGUGGCUGCCCGCAAGAAGCUGGAGGGGGAGCUGGAGGAGCUGAAGGCUCAAAUGGCCUCCGCCGGGCAGGGCAAGGAGGAGGCAGUGAAGCAGCUUCGCAAGAUGCAGGCCCAGAUGAAGGAGCUAUGGCGGGAGGUGGAGGAGACACGCAGCUCCCGGGAGGAGAUCUUCUCCCAGAAUCGGGAAAGUGAAAAGCGCCUCAAGGGCCUGGAGGCUGAGGUGCUGCGGCUGCAGGAGGAACUGGCCGCCUCAGACCGUGCUCGGCGGCAGGCCCAGCAGGACCGGGAUGAGAUGGCAGAUGAGGUGGCCAAUGGCAACCUUAGCAAGGCAGCCAUUCUGGAGGAGAAGCGUCAGCUGGAGGGGCGCCUGGGGCAGUUGGAGGAAGAGCUGGAGGAGGAGCAGAGCAACUCGGAGCUGCUCAAUGACCGCUACCGCAAGCUGCUCCUGCAGGUAGAGUCACUGACCACAGAGCUGUCAGCUGAGCGCAGUUUCUCAGCCAAGGCAGAGAGCGGGCGGCAGCAGCUGGAACGGCAGAUCCAGGAGCUACGGGGACGCCUGGGUGAGGAGGAUGCUGGGGCCCGAGCCCGCCACAAGAUGACCAUUGCUGCCCUUGAGUCUAAGUUGGCCCAGGCUGAGGAGCAGCUAGAGCAAGAGACCAGAGAGCGCAUCCUCUCUGGAAAACUGGUGCGCAGAGCUGAGAAGCGGCUUAAAGAGGUGGUGCUCCAGGUGGAGGAGGAGCGGAGGGUGGCUGACCAGCUCCGGGACCAGCUGGAGAAGGGAAACCUUCGAGUAAAGCAGCUGAAACGGCAGCUGGAGGAGGCCGAGGAGGAGGCAUCCCGGGCUCAGGCCGGCCGCCGGAGGCUGCAGCGUGAGCUGGAGGAUGUCACAGAGUCGGCCGAGUCCAUGAACCGUGAAGUGACCACACUGAGGAACCGGCUUCGCCGUGGCCCCCUCACCUUCACCACCCGUACGGUGCGGCAGGUCUUCCGACUAGAGGAGGGCGUGGCAUCCGACGAGGAGACAGAGGAAGCAGAGCCUGGGUCUGGGCCAUCCCCGGAGCCUGAGGGGUCCCCACCAGCCCACCCCCAGUGACCCUACCCUGUCCCCAGAUGCACUAACAGAUGGGGCCCAGCCCCCUUCCUCCCUGGACCCCACGGGCCCCUGUCCCAGGAACCCCGCCCUCUGACUUCCUGCCCUUUGGAAAUGGUGCCGCACUCUGACGUUUAUCAGACCCCACCUGGGUCCCCUGCAACCUCCCAUCAAAGGAUGACCCCUAAACACAGAGGAGCGGGGCAGGCAGGGAGGCAAGGCCUGGAGCUACCUUGCUUGGGAGACUGGGUGCAGUUGGCCAGCUGUGUUCCCAUCAGCUCCCUGUCCUCCUUUCUUCCCUCGUUAUUGAUCUAUAGAUAUUAGGAAGGGAGUGACACGGCUCCUCCACCGUCCUCAGCCAGUACAGCCCAUUCCCUCUGCUUCUCUCUCUCUCUGCCUCCCUCCCCUCUCACCGUCUUUCUUGGCUUCUCUGAGGGUCUCUCUGUGCAUCUUUUUAGGAGUCUCGCUCCCACUCUCUCUCUACGUAGCCACUCUCCUUCCUCCAUUUCUGCGUCCAUCCCUGAACUCCUGAGUGGCAGAAACCCCAGGCCUCCAGCAGCCUUGAACCUUUGCAAAGGGGCAAGACAAGGGGACUCCUCUCACUCCUGCUGCUGCCCAUGCUCCGCCCUCCCUUCUGGUUGCUCUGAGGGUUUGGAGCCUCCCUCUGGGACUGAAGGAGUGUCCGUUAUCCUCCCAGCCUCCAGGCUCUGGCAGAAAUAAACUCCAACCCAACUGGA